Pogonomyrmex barbatus (red harvester ant) is the source of this 2311-nucleotide messenger RNA. RefSeq names its product aminopeptidase N-like. Gene Ontology annotation, cellular component: cytoplasm; membrane. The record is from RefSeq and is a predicted model, not a curated record. NCBI's taxonomy places the organism in Eukaryota, Metazoa, Arthropoda, Insecta, Hymenoptera, Formicidae. Gene Ontology annotation, molecular function: zinc ion binding; metalloaminopeptidase activity; peptide binding. Gene Ontology annotation, biological process: proteolysis; peptide catabolic process.
AAUCAAUAAAAAAGUCACAUCCAACGAUACACACGCUUACAUAGUGUCUACAAGAGUACAUGUUACACCUGUCAAUUUUCGUUUGCCUGAUUUUAUAAUACCAAAAGAAUACAAAAUUAAUUUAAGAUUAAAUACAGAAGAGGAUAUCUUCUCUGGAAUAAGUAAUAUUACCAUUAUGAUUUAUAAAACUACACAAUAUAUAAACUUGCAUUCAGCAAAUUUAGAAAUAACUAGUUGCAAGUUAACUAAUAUUAUUGAUGGAGAAAUAAAUGUGUAUGGAACACGUAAUAUUACCUAUAUACACAAACUGCAAAUUGUCGCCUUGGAUUUUGUUGUUGUCCUACAUCCUGAUGAAUAUAAUUUGAUCAUGACUUAUAAAGGUGUCAUUGAUAAUGAUGUCGGAGGAUUUAUCAAGAUGCCAUAUAUAAAUGCGACAGGACAUAAAAAAUGGCUUAUCGCAACAAAUAAUUCAGUGACAGGAAUGCGACGUCUCUUUCCAUGUUGGGACGAACCGAGAGUAAAAUCUAAAUUUACCAUUUCUAUAAAAUACCCUAAACAUUUCGAUGUUUUUCCAAAUACACAUUUUCCUCUUAUACUUUAUACAUCAGAACAAACAACGACACGCUUUGCUACAACUCCUGAAAUACCUACGUACCGUAUAGCAAUUUUGCUACUGGAUAAGAAUGAUUAUAUUCAUGUUUCUCCCAAACAAGAAAAAAAUAAAAUUAUUCUGAAAUCAUGGAAAAGAGAAUGGAUGAGCGUGCAGUGGGAUGAAAUUUUUGGAUUAAUGGAAAAUGUCACAAGUACUGUUGAAUCUAUAUCGCCACAACCAAAAAGCUCUUUAUUAGAAAAUCAAUACGCGAUCGCAGGUUUGAAAGAUGGUAGCGUGGACAAAUUGCAGUUCAUACUUUACAGAGAAGAAGAUAUUUACAAUAAAGAGAUAGAUCCCAUUGCACGCAAAAUAGAGUUAUCACGUAUAAUAGGACGUAAAAUUGUAGGCCAAUUGUUUAGUACUGCGGUUAGUCCAUCAUGGUGGUCUUACAUGUGGUUGAACGAGGGUAUUGCUAUGUUGUUGGGCGUGACGGGUAGUCUGGAUGAUUUUUUGACUGUAAUGCAAUCUGUCUAUGAUUCACAAACUAUGGAUUUGGAGAAAAUUAGCGUAAAAGACUUGAUGAAUCCUUGGAUACAAAAAAAGCAAUACCCUAUUGUCAAUGUAACGGAAAUCUUUGAUACCGAAUGGACGAGAAUUGUUCUAGAAACUGCCUCCAAAAACUGGACGAUACCAUUAACAAAUCAAAUGUAUAUAAAUUUAAAACGAAUUUUACCCAAAUUUUGUCUAGCGGGAAUUUUGUCCCGGGAACAAAAGCACUUUCUUGCAGUAUGUUAUAAUUUUAAACACAGUCAAUUCAUAAUAAUCAAUCAGCAACAAACAGGAUAUUACCGUGUAUUUUAUAACAGGGAAAGUUGGUUAAGAAUUGUAAGUUAUCUUAAUUCUGAGAAUUUUACAAAUAUUAAUGUUUUAAAUCGUGCUCAACUCAUCGACGAUACGUUCCAUUUAACAAUAUCAGGCGAAUUAGAUUCUUCUGUAUUUUGGGAAGUCGUAAGCUAUCUAAAGUGGGAAACAGACUAUAUACCAUGGUAUUCUAUGUUCAAAGCUAUUGAACAUGAGUCACACACCCUACUCUUUCCUAAUGUCAAUACUACUAAUUUCAAGAUGAAACUACGAGAGCUACUGAUUUCGCUUCUUGUAAAAAUUGGAUACGAAGAAGAACCUAACGACAACAGUCUUAUUAAAUGUUUAAGGCAAGAAGCUUUAAGAUGGGCUUGCGUUCUCGGUGAUAGCGAAUGCAAAAAAUAUGCUAAAUCUAAAUUGCAAUGGCAUUUAUCAAAUCCGACAGAAAAUAAAUUAUUACCAUGGUGGAGGGAAUGGACAUUCUGUAAUGGUUUAUCUGUAUCUAGCAUUUCUCUUGACAAACUAUUUAAAGAUUUGGAUGAAAUUUCGAAAAUUAAAGAUUCAGAAAUGUUGAAACCUCUAGCUUGCUGUACCGAUAAUUAUAGUCUUCUGUCUUUCUCCGAUAAGCUAAAAAUGUUAAGAAAUUUUUACGUAUUUUCUUAUACAGAAGAUAAUGCAAGAACAAUCUGUGUUAUUAAAAAUUACAUUUAUUGGUUUUAUUACAUUAUUCAAAACCAUAUACAGAAAUGGAUACGUAAGAAUCUUGCUAAUUCAUUACUACUUCAGAACACUGAACACAAAAUAAAAAUGCGCCUCAAGAAACACUAUGUAAAUACUAUAGAUGAUGUAUGUAAGUGA